This is a messenger RNA of Folsomia candida, 1610 nucleotides long. RefSeq names its product cell cycle control protein 50A. Gene Ontology annotation, cellular component: Golgi apparatus; plasma membrane; endoplasmic reticulum. NCBI's taxonomy places the organism in Eukaryota, Metazoa, Arthropoda, Collembola, Entomobryomorpha, Isotomidae. Bases 260 to 1456 code for a protein of 398 amino acids. The transcript has 9 exons. The record is from RefSeq and is a predicted model, not a curated record.
GGUACUGGACUUUUAUAGUUGGAGGCCUCUUUUGCACUUUUUACAUUCAAUAAUUAUCCACUGUUCAUUAAACAGUUUUGCAUGUAAUAGGGCCUGUAUUACAGGAAAUCUGUGCUCAACAUAUUUAUUUACCUUACCUUCUAGUAUUGCCCGCCAGUGUGCCUGCAUAAUCAGCUAAUUUAGGCUUAUCUAAUCUCUAGAUAAGUACGACUGAUUAUACUUGGUUAGUGAAUGAAUCACAAUAAUAUAUCAAGAAAAUAUGGGUGAGGUUUCGCAGAAGGAUGAUAGCAGCUUUGGUGAACAAUAUGGAUCAACUAGAAACACAGAAUCUAAAAGACCUCGAGAUAUCAAAUUUCUGCAGCAAACCUUGCCAACGUAUUACCCCGUCUUAAACGCAGGAUUUAUUUUUCCGUUGUUUUUCGUCACGUCCAUCAUCUUCAUUCCACUCGGGAUCGGAAUCUACUUUUAUGCGGAGAACAUCCAGGAGUUGUCCAUCACAUACUCAAAUUGCAGAAGCACGAAUGUGGAACAUGCGAACGCCACUUGCGAGGCCGUUUUGGAUGGCGUGCUCUACAAAACCCACAGGUUUCCCAAAACCUGGCACCAACACGACGAAGAGGAGCCACGCCCACCCGAGUGCCAGUGCAGGAUCGACUUUGAGCUGAAAACCCCCAUGAAUGGUACCGUUUACAUUUAUUACGCGUUGACCAAUUUUUAUCAAAAUCACUUGAGGUACUACACGAACAGGGAUGAAAACCAGUUCAAGGGGGGAAAUUUAAGGAAGAAUGAGAAGGACGAAGAGGUUGCUGCCGAACCGUCCGAGUAUUGUAAACCGGAACGCUUCCGUCUAGACAAUUGGGAUCGUCCUAUUCUUCCGUGUGGACUGCAGGCGAAUUCAAUGUUUUUUGACGUGAUCAAACUGUCACAUUGGUAUAAUGAUGAGCAAGAUCACUUUGUGCCUCUACUAAAGACUGGAAUUGCAUGGGAUUCGGAUAAGAAAAAGUUUAAUAAUCCGGAUAAAAUGGACAACCCCCGUGAUCCUGUGUGGUCAUACUUUGGAAAACCUCCUGAUUGGAAGAAGCACAUUUGGGAACUAGACAGCAACCGGUCAAACAAUGGCUUCGAAAAUGAAGAUUUCAUAAUUUGGAUGAAAACUGCUGCAUUUCCAAACUUUCGUAAAUUGCAUAGAAUAGUUGACUCACAACCAAACAACAGUUAUUCUGAUGGGUUACCUGCAGGGAAGUAUUCCUUGCAUAUUGAAUAUCAAAUGCAAAUAUCAACGUUCAAUGGGACAAAAUCUGUGAUUCUCACAAAUUCAAGAAUGGUUGCAGGGAAAAACUAUUUCUUGGCUGCUGCUUUUUCUAUCACUGGACUAAUACUUUUCAUUCUUUUUGUAGUCUUUUGCGCAAUUCAUCUUUUUACGAAAAACAGACACGUACAUUUUAAGAGAAAUUGACUGACACGAGUAUAUAAGUACUUUUAAUAUCACAAAAACUUUAUUUUGAUAAUAAAGCUAUCUAAAUAGACAUGUAUAUACGUAUGUACGUAGGAACACAGUAACAAAAAACUUUGACAGAGUUGUCUUCUUCUGAAUAAAGAUUUAAAAGAAU